AUGGCCCGGUCGUUCAUGCUGUGCUUGGCGGCGGCGUGCUGCUGCUGCCUUGCGCUGCUUCCGCCGCCGGUGCAGGGCCGCCGUCCUGGCCUGCAGGCAGCCGGUGGACUAGGCGGCCGCAGGCUUCAUCUGCUGCCUGUGCCUGUUCCAGAGCCACACUUUGAUGCCAUGGAGCGUUUCGCUACAUAUAGCUUUGCUGAUGCGUGUUGUUGUGCCACUGACUAUCGGCCGGCGAAGGAGCAGCAGCGCGCCGUGCCGGUGAAGGCGAGGCCGGCAUGGUCACCGGCGGCGUGGAGCGUGAGGCCGGAGCUGCGGGCCGUGCCCGGGGGCCCGGACCCGCUGCACCACCACGGCGGCAGCCCCAGCAGGCGGCCGGAGCAGGACCGCGCCCCGUCCCCGUGA
This is a messenger RNA of Miscanthus lutarioriparius, 402 nucleotides long. The record is from the annotation of a GenBank genome assembly. NCBI's taxonomy places the organism in Eukaryota, Viridiplantae, Streptophyta, Magnoliopsida, Poales, Poaceae.